This is a messenger RNA of Varanus komodoensis (Komodo dragon), 1537 nucleotides long. Its product is annotated as vomeronasal type-2 receptor 26-like. The record is from RefSeq and is a predicted model, not a curated record. Gene Ontology annotation, molecular function: G protein-coupled receptor activity. NCBI's taxonomy places the organism in Eukaryota, Metazoa, Chordata, Lepidosauria, Squamata, Varanidae. Gene Ontology annotation, biological process: G protein-coupled receptor signaling pathway. The transcript is spliced from 3 exons. Gene Ontology annotation, cellular component: membrane. The annotation marks the transcript as partial.
GUCAGUAAUUAAGAACUACCAGCACUUCUUGGCCUUUGCGUUCGCCAUCACUGAGCUUAACAAGAAUCCAACUCUCCUUCCGAACACAACACUAGGCUUCCGCAUCCGCCAGCACAAGGACAUUGUGGCAAAGAUGCAUCAGAACAGCCUUGCUCUGCUUUGCACUCGGGGGAGAAUAGUUCCAAAUUAUAAAUGCGACAGGAAAGUUGGACUGUUCUCUGUUAUUGGGGGCCUUGACUCCCAUUCCUCAAGGGAGAUUGCAUCCUUACUAGGCAUCUACAAGGUGCCACAGCUUGGCUAUGGCGUGUUCCACAUGGUUCCAGGAGGUGGAAAUGUCUUCCCUUCCUUCAUCCGGAUUGAUCCCAGUGACAGGCAUCAGUAUGUGGGCUUGGUCCAGCUGCUCCUGCACUUCCACUGGAACUGGAUCGGGCUGAUUGCUCACAACGAUGACAUGGGGGAAACCUUCAUCCAAACUCUGGCACCCAUGCUCAGGCAGAAGGACAUCUGUGUGGCCUUCACUGAAAAGUUUGACCCAAUGACGCCAAUUAAUCAGCUUCGAGCAGAAACUGGCUCUGUUCCCAUUCCUUGGUUUGAGCCACAAGUGAUCAUUGUGUUUGCAGACCUGAGUGUUAUGGGCCGAAUAACAGCAAUGUUGUGGAAUUACGAAGACAAGACAAAGAACCAAGAUUGGUGUAUCCCCAAGAAGAUCCACUUCCUUUCCUCUCAUGAGAUACUCGGCUUGAUUUUAGUUUGUCUGUCUCUCUUCCUCUCCCUGAUCACAGAUCUAGUGCUGGCAACACUCAUCAAGCAUCGUGACACACCAAUUGUCAAAGCCAACAACCGAGACCUCACCUACAUGCUCCUUGCUUCCUUGUUGCUCUGCUUUCUCUGUGCCUUUUUGUUCAUUGGCCGACCAGGGCAGAUCACCUGCCUUGUGCGACAAGCUGCUUUUGGCAUCACCUUCUCUGUAGCUGUUUCGUGCAUUUUGGCCAAAACUGUUGUGGUAGUUCUGGCCUUCAUGGCCACCAAGCCAGGAAAUAUGGCCAGAAAGCUCUUGGGGAGAUCACUGACAACCUCCAUUGUGCUGACGUGUUCCCUCAUCCAAGCUGUGAUCUGUGUUGUCUGGUUGCUAACCUUUCCCCCUUUCUCAAAUCUGGACUUUCAUUCUCUCCCUGGAGAGAUCAUCGUGGAAUGUAAUGAAGGCUCUGUCACCAUGUUUUAUGCUGUCCUGGCUUACAUGGGGUUCCUGGCUGUCCUCAGCUUCAGUGUGGCUUUCCUGGCCAGGAAGCUGCCUGACAGCUUCAAUGAAGCCAAGUUCAUCACCUUCAGCAUGCUGGUCUUCUGCAGUGUGUGGGUCUCCUUUGUGCCCUCCUACCUGAGCACCAAGGGGAAGGCCAUGGUGGCCGUGGAGGUCUUCUCCAUCUUGGCCUCUGGGGCUGGCCUUCUGGCUUUCAUCUUUCUUCCCAAAUGCUAUAUUAUUUUGCUGAGACCCUAUCUAAAUACAAGGGAGCAACUUGUAAGGAAAAAGAAUGUCUAG